AGGAAGGCAAGAUGGCGGAGGUGGAGCCGCGGCUCCUAAACGAAGCAGGCGCAGGUCCAGGCCCAGAGCUUGAGGCCGGCGCAGCGGAUAACAGUCACGGGCAUGAGGGAGAGCAGGAGGUGCCAGGGGGCGGAGGCAAGAGGACCGAUGAUUUUGGAGUGGAGACGGCGGAAGAAGCUACAGAGCCCUCAGAGCCAGACAUUAAUGAACUCUGUAAGGAUAUGUUUACCAAAAUGUCUGUCUAUCUGCAAGGAGAGCUUACAGCUACCUGUGAAGAUUACAAACUGUUGGAGAACAUGAACAAACUGACUAGCCUUAAGUACCUGGAGAUGAAGGAGAUCGCUGUUAAUAUUAACCGCAACCUCAAAGAUCUAAAUCAGAAAUAUGCAAAUCUACAACCAUACCUUGAUCAGAUUAAUCAGAUUGAGGAACAAGUCGCAGCACUGGAACAAGCAGCAUACAGAUUGGAUGCAUACUCCAAGAAACUAGAAGCCAAAUUUAAGAAAUUAGAGAAGCGAUGACCUGUACUACAUUGAAGAUGUCACGAACGAUGUAUGUUCUUCUGUGGGUAGAUGACAUUCAAGUGACUGCAGAAUGAAGUAGGCGACUGAUGAAACUUACAUGUGGUGAUGGAAGGUGUAUUGAUUAGUUCUGCACUGACAAACCUGCAGCGAAGACUGAUUGAAUUAGAGCAUUCUUUUACCUGCCUACACAGGCAAGAAGUAAAUCUGCAAGUAAACUAUUUGGACUAGAUACGUUGCAAUUACUAACUAUUUUGUAAUAAUAAGAAAUGGUUGCUGUACAAACAAUUUAAAAGCUUAACUUGUUGUUCUGUUGAACUUAUUUCAGUGUUUCUGUCUCAAUCUUUUCUGUGACUGUUGGCAUAGCUUCUGGGUGAUUCCUAUGAACACAAGGGUGGAGUGAGAAAAAGCUCUUGACUUCAGCUCUCCCCCUUACACAGACAGACCCUCCAUCGUGUGCAGAGGUGAUUUAGCAACCAACUUACUAAAUUAUGACAAAUGCUUUUUUGAUGGUAUAUUGAAUCUACAUCCAUUCUUUAUAAUAGUACAUAAAAUCUUACUGAAGAUGCUGAU
Molecule: messenger RNA, 1094 nt
Organism: Hypanus sabinus (Atlantic stingray)
Lineage: Eukaryota; Metazoa; Chordata; Chondrichthyes; Myliobatiformes; Dasyatidae
Gene: bloc1s2
Product: biogenesis of lysosomal organelles complex-1, subunit 2
Exons: 5
Coding region: 12-521 (169 amino acids)
Biological process (GO): lysosome localization; endosomal transport
Cellular component (GO): gamma-tubulin complex; BLOC-1 complex; BORC complex
Molecular function (GO): gamma-tubulin binding
Source: RefSeq, a predicted model, not a curated record